UUGGCACGCGCAUUUACGCUCGGUGCUGAGACCAAAUCCGCGCUCGUGCACUAAAUCUAUUUACUCCUCGGUAGUAGAGAGGGCCGUGAUCGAGUCGCUCUGCUCCGUGAACCACACAAUCCGCUCGGUUCAAGCCUCGGACUCACGUUAAAGCUUGCAGAGAGCGGCGGCGGUCCCUCGCUGACACACACUGACAGAGCAGGAGCGGUCCGGAGAGGAAGAAUGGCGGAUUCGAGCAGCACCGCAGCGGUCGGGGCCGCAGGCUCCAACAGCGCUGCUGCUGCCGGGGCGGCGGGCACGGUUGCGCAGGAAGGAGCGCCAGCACCCGGACCCAAGACCGGGUGCGAGUCGGUGAAGGGCCAGAUGUUUGAUGUGGGGCCCCGCUACACGAACCUGUCUUACAUCGGGGAAGGGGCUUACGGGAUGGUCUGCUCCGCUCUGGACAACAUGACAAACUCGCGCGUAGCCAUCAAGAAAAUCAGCCCAUUUGAGCACCAGACGUACUGCCAGCGCACGCUGAGAGAAAUCAAGAUCCUGCUGCGUUUCCACCAUGAGAAUAUCAUCGGCAUCAACGACAUUCUCAGGGCACGGAACAUUGACAGCAUGAGGGAUGUCUACAUUGUGCAGACUCUGAUGGAGACGGACCUGUACAAGCUGCUGAAGAGCCAGAGGCUGAGCAACGACCACGUCUGCUAUUUCCUCUACCAGAUCCUGCGAGGCCUCAAGUACAUUCACUCAGCCAACGUGUUGCACCGUGACCUCAAGCCCUCCAACCUGCUCAUCAACACCACCUGCGACCUCAAGAUCUGUGACUUUGGCCUGGCACGGAUAGCCGACCCCGAGCAUGACCACACAGGUUUCCUGACCGAGUAUGUGGCUACACGCUGGUACAGGGCUCCAGAAAUCAUGCUCAACUCAAAGGGCUAUUCUAAGUCCAUUGACAUCUGGUCAGUGGGCUGCAUCCUGGCUGAGAUGUUGUCCAACAGACCCAUCUUUCCUGGGAAACACUAUUUGGACCAGCUCAACCACAUACUGGGUGUCCUUGGCUCUCCAUCUCAAGAAGAUCUGAACUGCAUUAUCAACAUGAAGGCAAGGAACUACCUGCAGUCCCUGCCCGACAAACCCAAGGUCCCCUGGGAGAAGCUCUUCGUCAAGGUGGACUCAAAAGCUCUGGACCUGCUGGGCCGCAUGUUGACCUUUAACCCCAUCAAGCGCAUCAGUGUCGAGGAGGCCCUGGCUCAUCCUUACCUGGAGCAGUACUACGAUCCCACAGAUGAGCCAGUAGCAGAGGAGCCCUUCACUUUCUCCAUGGAACUGGAUGACCUUCCCAAGGAGAAGCUGAAGGAACUGAUCUACGAGGAAACCGCUCGUUUCCAGGCAACCUACCAGGGCUCCUGAGACAUGCAGCCCUAAAGAUCGACAAAGCCACCCAGAGGCUUGGAACAAGAAGUCCCCAAACGACAUGCUAAAACAAAAGAAAAAUGCAUCUUCAAGAAAACCAACAAAAAGAGAAAACAAGAAAUAUGAACAUUUAACUGCUUAUCUUUCCAUUUCUACUGCAAGAGAGCUAAGUUUAACUUUAAUUUCUGUGGUUGGGUGGGGUGGUCGUGUCUGGCGUACUCAUACUGUUUCAGUUUUGUCCAUGUUGGACUCGCCCUCCUCUCACCUCACAUUUUGUUUUCUCGUUUUCCCGUUCAGCGUCCUUCCUCAUCCUGUCUCAUCUCCAGUAACUCACCGUUCCUCUCCUCUCCCGUCCCCAUCAAACCCUUUUGUUCUCUUCUCCCACACCUGUCGCUGAUCUGUCUGUCUGAGCUCUCUCCUGUCUCUCCUUUCUGUCGCUCCCUCUCAUAUAAACUCAUAAUACUGUAUUAACCAACACCAUAACUCUCUUGUCUUGCUCCAUGUAAAUUACAACCGGGAAAAAUCGAGGGCUAAAAGAACGGGGAUGCUAAUAGGGUGUGUGUAUGUAUAUACAAAAAUAUAAAAGCUUUUUUUUUUGUUUUUUGUUUUUUUGUUUUUUCUUUUUAAGUGUGCUUGUCGCAGUUUUUGUUUGUACACCGUCGAGUGUUUUCAGAUCAGUUCA
This is a messenger RNA of Morone saxatilis (striped sea-bass), 2083 nucleotides long. It is a transcript of the gene mapk3, whose product is annotated as mitogen-activated protein kinase 3. The coding region runs from base 223 to 1398 and encodes 391 amino acids. The transcript is spliced from 9 exons. Gene Ontology annotation, cellular component: cytoplasm; nucleus. Lineage: Eukaryota; Metazoa; Chordata; Actinopteri; Moronidae. Gene Ontology annotation, biological process: protein phosphorylation; intracellular signal transduction. Gene Ontology annotation, molecular function: MAP kinase activity; ATP binding. The record is from RefSeq and is a predicted model, not a curated record.